Messenger RNA from Penicillium coprophilum, 1908 nucleotides. Its product is annotated as putative LysM domain protein. The record is from RefSeq and is a predicted model, not a curated record. The transcript has a single exon. NCBI's taxonomy places the organism in Eukaryota, Fungi, Ascomycota, Eurotiomycetes, Eurotiales, Aspergillaceae. The coding region runs from base 1 to 1908 and encodes 635 amino acids.
AUGAGUUCUCAAAAUAGCAUUGACAAUGCUUCCCCAAGCUCCAACGCACUCAGCGCAAGCACAACUUCAACCUCCACGGUUCGAUCGCGCCCUCGCCGCCUAGUUUCCUUCAUGGACGACGAAGACGACACAAAUGUUACAAACUCCUACCAGGAUGGCCCCCAACCCCUUUCCUCGGGGCUGUCAACGACGCUUGCCCCUUGCGACAGGGGAACGACUCGGUCCCGCGGAGCGACUCCCUCGCCAUUGUCAUCCCGUGGAGCGUCACCACUUCCAAUGAAGCACCCGUCACGCGCGACCGAACCGAUCAACCGAGGUACUCGAAGUGGGCCAACAUCAUUUCCUUGGGGUGGAUCAUCAAAGGCCUCGCCGUCGGGAGGUGCUGCGGACUUUCUGGACUCCUCAUGGUCCUCUCUUCAAAGCUUAGCAUCUUCAGUACUGGGAAGUGAUGCUGGACGAGUCGCUCCGAAUAAUGUGUCCAAAACACACGCGCGAAGGAAACCAUCUCGGUCUGACGUAUAUAUCAAGAGCACCCCCAGGUCCACGUGGGGUCCAUCAGCACCCACCGCUCCGCAGUUUGGGACUGGGACAAAGGAAGAGCGACAGGCUUUGGUGCAGGCCAAGAAGAGGGAAGCGCUGCUCCUCGCUGAUAGCGAUCCGAUUGCAAGCCGUACGCUCCCUCACAAAAGACGCGAUUCUGGCGACAUUUCAUACCAAGCGUUCCAGCCGGAGCAUGAUGAGGACGCUUUGGCCUAUAUACACAAAGUGCAACCCACAGACACUAUCACUGGCGUGACGAUUAAAUAUGGCUGCCAGGCCGCAGUGUUUCGCAAGGCGAACGGUUUUUGGCCCAACGACAACAUUCAGAGCAGAAACACUGUCCUCCUACCAGUCGAUGCAUGCUCCGUGAAAGGCCGGCCUGUUUCCAAAAAGCCUGUGGAUCUUUUGAGCAACAACGACGAAGAUCCCAGCGACAGCUCGAUCGCCCCCACCGCUCCCUCUACAGAUGAUUCUUCAACUAAACAGGAUACGUCUACAACUGCGUCUGGGGUCGAUGGAAAUCAUGCUUGGAAGCAUGAGUCAUGGGUGCACAUGGAUGGGUUUCCCGGACCAGUGCAAAUUGGCCGUGUUCCUCGAAGAGCAUUGGGAUUCUUUCCACGUACACGUCGAAAAUCUAUAUCUUAUUCGGAUGCAGAACCUCCCGAUUCUUACCGAGAAACAAUCACUCCUCCGUCUCCUACCGGAUCACCACCUCCACCUUCAUCCUUUGGAAUACUGCCACGGACUCGACCGAACGGCGGCCAGCCAAAACCCAAAAUGACACACCCGGCUCGUCCUCGGCAUCGCCGCCAGCGCAGUAGUAUCCAGCUGUCUGGCACUGGGGUGGGAACGCUUGACCCCACCUCAACUGGCCCGGGGCCUGCGCUAGAUGGGUUUACCCGAUUCUUCGCACAGCACAUGCCGAAUCUCGCACCAACACAACCUCCGCAUAAUACCCAGGAAGCUUCUUUUGAUUCAUUAUCCACUGUCACAUCCCAUGCCUCGACUGGCCUCGAGAACAUUGGCGGAGCUUUUGAGGGAUGGGUUCGAAAGGUAGCAACGCGCGCUAAGGCCGGCAUCAACGAGCUGCAGCAAGGACCACCCACCCAGCAGGGCAGUAGCAGGGGUCGCAAUAUGUGGCGAAUGGACGACUUAAUUGAACUGGACGAUGGGAUAGUGGAUGGCCGGAACUCCCCUAGCCCGCUCAAGAGUGCAUCGCGGAGGUCUGAGCUACAGGGUGUCUCAUCCUCAUCCUCUUCUAAUCAAUACAAUAGCCCUUCGGUGGUGGCAGCGAGCAGGUCUCGUGCGAUUGGAUUUGGUGCAGGCUCCAGCUCAUCCGCCUAUGGCGAUCGAGUCAAGGAUGAUUAA